Messenger RNA from Toxotes jaculatrix (banded archerfish), 1629 nucleotides. RefSeq names its product hemopexin b (gene hpxb). Gene Ontology annotation, molecular function: heme transmembrane transporter activity. The transcript is spliced from 10 exons. NCBI's taxonomy places the organism in Eukaryota, Metazoa, Chordata, Actinopteri, Toxotidae. Bases 66 to 1376 code for a protein of 436 amino acids. The record is from RefSeq and is a predicted model, not a curated record. Gene Ontology annotation, biological process: intracellular iron ion homeostasis; heme transport.
UGCACUUCACAGCUCUGCUCCACAGUGAGAUUCCACACCAGAGAACUUCACCAGGACCAUUCAGCAUGGACCUGUUCACCAAAACUCUCUUUCUGUGCUUAGCACUUGCCCUCGCUAAUGGAGCACCUAUGCAUCCACAAGAUUCAGCCGCCAACGGUGGAGAAGACCAUGCUGCUGUUCCAGACCGGUGUAAAGGUAUUGAGUUUGAUGCCAUCACUCUUGACGAGAAAGGAACCACUUUGUUCUUCAAAGGUGCCCACCUGUGGAAGGGUUACCAUGGUCCAGCUCAGCGCUCCAAUGAGACCUUCGAGGAGCUGGAUGACACCCAUCACAUUGGCCAUGUUGACGCUGCCAUCCGCAUGCAUAACAAGGAGAGCCCAGACAUCCACGAUCGCAACUACUUCUUCCAGGAUGACAAGGUCUUCAGGUACUACAAUUAUUCUCUGGAAGAUGGGUAUCCAAAAGAAAUCCAGGCGGACUUCCCAGGAAUUCCCACUCACCUGGAUGCUGCUGUGGAGUGUCCCAGUGGAGAGUGCACGACGGAUUCAGUUCUGUUCUUCAAGGGAAAUGAUGUGCAUGUUUAUGAUAUUGCCACGAAGACAGUGAAGACCAAGACUUGGUCCCACCUGCCGUCCUGCACCUCUGUUUUACGCUGGCAGGAGCACUACUACUGUUUCCAUGGACACAACUUCACCAGGUUCAACCCCGUAUCCGGAGAGGUGACCGGCACCUACCCAAAAGAUGCCCGCAAUUACUUCAUGAGGUGCCCUAACUUUGGUCAUGGGGGUGGUUAUAAAAUCCUGAAAUGCAGUGAGAUCAAGUUAGAUGCCAUCACCGCUGAUGAUUCAGGAAAGACGUACAUGUUUGCAGGUCGUAUCUACAUGCGUCUGGACACGCAUCGUGACGGCCUUCACGCCUUCCCAAUCAUCAGGGGGUGGAAAGAGGUGACCAACGGGGUGGAUGCUGUCUUCUCCUACACUGACAAAAUCUAUUUGAUUAAGGGUGAUCAGGUUUACAUCUAUAAAUCAACUGCUCAACACACCCUGGUUGAAGGCUACCCUAAAACCCUGAAGGAGGAGCUCGGCAUUGAAGGACACGUGGACGCUGCUUUUCUCUGUCCCAAUGGACACACAGUUCAUAUAAUCCAAGGACAGCGGAUGCUUGACGUCGACCUUACAGCCACGCCCAGGGUGGUGACCCGGGAUGUGUCCGUGCCCGUGUCUGACAUUGAUGCUGGUCUGUGUGGUUCAGACGGAGUUAAAGUUUUCAAGGGCUCGCAGUACUACCGUUAUGAAAGCGCCACAACUCUGGCUGCGAGCAGAAUUGCCCCUGAGCCUCUGAAUAUCACCUCAGCAAUGUUGGGGUGUCAGGAUUAGGACUCACAGUAAUCUGCUUAUCAGUGCCCCCCAAACAGCACAGAGAGACGGCGUUUGCAUCAGAUGCUUCACUCAACCUCCAUACAAAACUAAGUGACAGUGAAUCUGUACAAACAGACUGACAGAAUGGAAUCAAAACCAUCUCACUAUUUAGUAAAGAACUAAAUGUUGAGAUUUUGGAAAAAUCCUUCUCCCAUGACAGGUGGAGUUUGAGUUGUUUGGUGAAUAAAAAAUAAAAAAUUGGAAAAGAAAA